Effrenium voratum is the source of this 1995-nucleotide messenger RNA. The record is from the annotation of a GenBank genome assembly. Lineage: Eukaryota; Dinophyceae; Suessiales; Symbiodiniaceae.
AGCAGCACCUUUGGCUCUAGUUGGCUCUAUCUUACGCACAAAUGGCUGCGGCAACAGUUUGCCAAGCGGCAAACUGCUCCAAGCCAACCCAGGAUGGCCUGCCAGGCUUUUGCAGCCGCGCGUGUCGGAGACAGUCCCGGAAAACACCAGCGACAGCAAUGCCAGCGCAAGGUGCGGUCUUUGCCCCAUGCUCGCGAAGUGGAUGCCCCUGCCCAGCAUCCUGGAACGGCCAGGCCGGGCAACAUUGCUGCAAGCGCUGCCAGGGAGGAAAUCCAUGUGGCGUUGCAACGCACAUGGUUCCCUCAGCUCCCUCAGUGACUCCUUCGGGUCCGGCCCCGACGGCCACCCCAACGCCUGCCCCAGGUGCGGUCUUUGCCCCAUGCUCGCGAAGUGGAUGCCCCUGCCCAGCAUCCUGGAACGGCCAGGCCGGGCAACAUUGCUGCAAGCGCUGCCAGGGAGGAAAUCCAUGUGGCGUUGCAACGCACAUGGUUCCCUCAGCUCCCUCAGUGACUCCUUCGGGUCCGGCCCCGACGGCCACCCCAACGCCUGCCCCAGGUGCGGUCUUUGCCCCAUGCUCGCGAAGUGGAUGCCCCUGCCCAGCAUCCUGGAACGGCCAGGCCGGGCAACAUUGCUGCAAGCGCUGCCAGGGAGGAAAUCCAUGUGGCGUUGCAACGCACAUGGUUCCCUCAGCUCCCUCAGUGACUCCUUCGGGUCCGGCCCCGACGGCCACCCCAACGCCUGCCCCAGGUGCGGUCUUUGCCCCAUGCUCGCGAAGUGGAUGCCCCUGCCCAGCAUCCUGGAACGGCCAGGCCGGGCAACAUUGCUGCAAGCGCUGCCAGGGAGGAAAUCCAUGUGGCGUUGCAACGCACAUGGUUCCCUCAGCUCCCUCAGUGACUCCUUCGGGUCCGGCGCCUCUUGCUGCCGGCCCUGGUGCCUUCUCGAAGUGUGCAAGACCUGGGUGCCGCUGCGCAGCUUCUUAUGAUGGACUGCCUACAAGCUACUGUUGCAAAGCCUGCCGUAAUGGGACUCCUUGCAGCAGAAAUGUGCACACUGUGCCUCAAGUUCAAGCAGGACCGUCAGCCACAUCCUCCAACCUUUGCGCCGCCGGCUGCGGGCGCAAAACCUGGAACGGCAAGGUUGGCGAGUUUUGUGGACAGACAUGCCGACAGAAGUAUUCGCAGCUGCCGCCGACUCUCCAGCUGAAGGACUACGCAGGAAUCAAGGCCCAGGCGAACCUUUGGCGUCUCACAGUGUGGCCGGCAGCGAUGGGCAAAGGCAUUUUCUAUGGCAACCGUGGCCUUGGAGAUCCCUCCUGUCCAGCAAUGCGCAAAUAUGAAGCCGGUUUGGCGGCGCUUGGUUUGACAAACACGGCGAACAGUGAGUUUGCUUGGCAUGGCACCAGAAGUGCUGCCAACGUGAUGAGCAUAUGUUGGGACAACUUGGACCCACAGCGGCGAAGCGGGCAGGCCUAUGGCCGCGGCGAGUACUUCAGCACGAACGCCAGCGUCUCGGACAGCUACGCAGGGAGUACCGGGUACCUCAUCCUGUUCCUUCUGCUCCGCGGCGCGCGCAACACCGCCUGCAAUGGCAACUACAGGGUGGUAGACAACCCUACUGAUGGCAGAACGAUGUACUGCCUGCCCGUGGGCGUGGUCGACUACAGAGCCAACGGGGAUCCGAAACUCAAGGGCGCCGGUAAUUUUUGAAGCUGACUUUCUCAAACAGUGAUUGCAGCUUCUUCAGAGCUUGUCCACGGCAAAGGCCAUGUGAAGCCAAUCAUAUUUUGGCAGACGGUCGAAGGCCUGCGGAGUUUCAAGACGAGGAAUCCAGGGCCCAGCGUGGUCCACACCACUGCCAAAUCUAUUGACUGCUCAUGAAUUGGCCAGUAAGCUGUGCGCAGUUUGGAUACGGCCUUUGAGCGUUGCAAAAGGGGGAAAGCCAACUUUUAUGCGUAUGUCGCGCGCCCUUUGUGCAAGACUGAUGGCAGGUCCAAGG